Messenger RNA from Anneissia japonica, 1380 nucleotides. RefSeq lists its product as uncharacterized. Bases 1 to 1380 code for a protein of 459 amino acids. Gene Ontology annotation, molecular function: cysteine-type deubiquitinase activity. Lineage: Eukaryota; Metazoa; Echinodermata; Crinoidea; Comatulida; Comatulidae. Gene Ontology annotation, biological process: protein deubiquitination. The transcript has 7 exons. The record is from RefSeq and is a predicted model, not a curated record.
AUGAAACAGAAGAGCAGACAACGUCUGUAUGCUGCACCUCAAAAACAUAGAAGACACAAGGAAAAAGAAGAGAAGAAAAAAAGGGGAACUAGAGCAGCAAAAAUAAGCCAAGCGUGUGUCAACCAGUAUGUCAACAUUGAAGGCAAUGUUAGAAAUGAAAUAAUAAACCAGUUAGGAAAAGUGAGGGAUAGUGUGCACAGAAAAGUACUGCACCAUAUCCUAUCAACAAGAAAACUUAGAAACUGUGCCACAAGUUUGAUUGCACGAGCAACAAACGUCAAUCGACACACAAUAAGGAGAGCACAAGUAUGCUCAAUAAGAAAAAUACGGAAAGAUAAUCUUCCCCUAUCGAUCAAACAACAAAUUCAAAUAUUUUACAAAAGAGAAGAUAUCUACAAGCAAAUGAUGCUUCUUGCCUUCCGUGGGCACAUGAAAUCCAUCGAUGGGGGCAAGAUGAGGAACGAACCCGUCGACGAGGCUGUUUCUAGAAUGAGAAAGACAUCAGAGGAGGUCGGCGGGCCGAGGGGCAUCGAUGUGAUGAGAGAGUGGUUUUCAACUAUGCAGGAGAAGAUUGAAGUUGAAGAUGUUGCUUUUCGACAUGAUGUUUUGCAAAGCUAUUUCCUCGUCUGUUCUAUUAUAAAUGUCUUUUUUUUUUUUUUGGGUUUAACAUACCAUUUUUUUACAAAUGACUUCGACAUUGAGGCUGCUGCUACAACUUUAUUGCAAUUGCAAGAAGGCACAGAAGCAGAAGAUGAUAAUACUAAGCCAUGGCUUAUUGUGAGUGAACCCACCGCUACAGAUGAAGAUCAUCAUGCUGCCUUCGAUACCAAAGAGUACAGAAGGCAAGUAAAGAUCAUUGAAUCCUUUCCAGAAUCAUGGAACGAGGGAAUGAAUGCAUAUGUGGCUGAAACACUUAACCAAAUAGAUGCCAUCCAGGAGUCAAUAAAAAGUGCUACCGAAAGUAGUAAUCGAGUAGAUGCUCUUGACAAGAAACUACGUGAAAAUGGGCUGAUGUUCACGACUCCAGCGACACCGGGAGAUGGAAAUUGCUUAUUCCACGCACUGGCAUAUCGGGCGAAUGUCUUUCUGAAAUGGAGCGGCAUUACCCACUUGGAAUUAAGACACGCAAUAGCAGAAUUUCUAUCAAUGCACAAAGAACACUGGCAGGAGAAGGUUAAACAAGAUUUAAUUGACAUGGGAGUGAACUGGACAACCUGUAUCGCCAACAUAAGAACAUCUGGAGUUUGGGGGGACCAAAUUGUCCUUGCAGUGGCAGCGUGGAAGCUACAGUGCAAAAUAAAACUUAUAUCGUCCACGCUAACAUUGGAAAUUUGUCCCCCAGUGAAGGGGACCUGCCAACUAUACAUUUGGGGUAUAUAA